CUUGUGCACACAACCCAGAAUCCCACUGGACAUAUCUGGUUUCAUCUAAAAACAGAGUUCAUUGUUCACUGCAGUGAUAUUGAACACGGCAACAAAACAGUAUGUCUUGUCAUGCCGCAGUCCCAGAUUAUCUCCCACUUAUCAGGUGCAUUUUAUUAAGAAGGCUGAGUAAGUGGGCUGGCUGGGUUGGUCCAGCUACCUCAGCAGGUGGGACGGGCUACAGAGUCACUCUUGAUCUGCCAGCCUGUUACCUAGACCUGCACAGAAAUACCAGCACAGAGCACAGAGGCAGAAGAUGGGUUUUCUAACAACUAAAAUUAUGCAGAGGACUGCAGUCUUUGUGACGUUUGGGGGUUUGGUCACUUCUCUGAUUACCACUUUCCUUCCACUGUGGAAGACGAUGAACUCUGACUUGAACGAGAUGGAGAACUGGUUCUCUGGACUGUGGCACACCUGCCUCUACACUGAGGAGGUAGGGAUUCAGUGUAAGGCCUACGAGUCCAUCCUGGGACUGCCAAUGGACUUGCAGAUCUCCAGGGUGCUCAUGUCAGUGUCUAUAGGCACUGGAGGUUUAGCUCUGCUGGCUGCCUUUCCAGGACUGGAGGGGGUCGAGACGUGUUCAGGGAAGCCUGGCCUGAAGAGACGGUUCCUCAUCGUCGGUGGGGUGCUGUCCUGGGUUUCAGGACUCACCACUCUGGCUCCUGUCUCCUUUGUGGCCUACACAACUGUGGUGGACUUCUGGGAUGAGGGUUUUCCUGAUGUGAUGCCGCGCUGGGAGUAUGGAGAGGCGAUGUUCUCUGGAUGGUUUGGAGGUUUGGCUCUGGUUGUCGGAGGGACUCUCUUCUUUAUAGCUGUGUGCAUGGGGGACUUUGACCAGAGGCCACCAAGUGUGCCAAACAGCCCACAGGUGACGCACAGGACAAAGCACUACAUGAAGACAGAGGUGUUAUAGAUUUCUUAUUGUCAAACUUGUCAUUCACACACUAAAGACUUGUGGAUUGAGUGGUGAGAUCUUGACAUUACUUGUGAGGGAGUGUGACAAGAACAAUUCUGACUCACGUAACAUGAAAGCUGUAUGGCUAUUUGUGUUUUGUUAAGUAAAAUUGUUAUUGAAAGUUUCAAACACCUUUCUGUAUUCUCCAUUUCUGGUUAAUAAAAAGAUUGCCCACAUCAGAUUUUUUCAAACUAUUAAAAGUAUAGAUAAUAAGCAGCUGCAGUAGUUUAUUUAGUUUUACUUUAAAAAAGGUUACAGCGUCUAAAUAAAAAGGGUAGGAAGCUUUAUCUACAGGCAGGUACGCACCAGAGUUCACAUUCAGCUUAGAAUAAGAGCAGAACUACCAUGACAAAAUAACUUAUGUCCCUGGUGUAAUGCCAAAUGUAUUUCAGACCAGUUGAGUCUGAUCAGGUCAGUGACUCCCAAAACAAUUGACAGGUAUUUUCAUUUGACUUUUUAAAAAAAAAACCAAACACUUUUGUUCUGAUGCUUUGAGAAGUCUAUGGUACACCAGUACUGUUUGAAAAACAGGUUUCAGAUAAGUGUUCCCCAUUAAAAAAAAAAAAAACUAUGACUUUCAGUUAUAUAUGUGAAGAUACUUGUGAUUUAGAGCUUUAAUGAUUUGAGGUUAGUUAAUGUAAAUUUUACUCUACAAGUCGUAGUUUCUAAAAUGGUGUGCUUGAUGUUAUCACCGUGAGCCCCAAAUUUAGUUUUGAAUAUCAAACAUAACCUAAAUGGAAAACCCUCAGAACAAGAGAUGUAUAGCACUACUAAGUAAAUAGCUACUCUGCAGCCCCAUGCAGCGGUCAGUAUUUUUUUUUUUUUUUUUUUUUAAA
Molecule: messenger RNA, 1830 nt
Organism: Micropterus salmoides (largemouth bass)
Lineage: Eukaryota; Metazoa; Chordata; Actinopteri; Centrarchiformes; Centrarchidae
Gene: cldn26
Product: claudin 26
Exons: 1
Coding region: 296-952 (218 amino acids)
Biological process (GO): cell adhesion; bicellular tight junction assembly
Cellular component (GO): plasma membrane; bicellular tight junction
Molecular function (GO): structural molecule activity
Source: RefSeq, a predicted model, not a curated record